This is a messenger RNA of Manis pentadactyla (Chinese pangolin), 2213 nucleotides long. RefSeq names its product N-acetylglutamate synthase (gene NAGS). Gene Ontology annotation, cellular component: mitochondrial matrix. Gene Ontology annotation, molecular function: arginine binding; L-glutamate N-acetyltransferase activity, acting on acetyl-CoA as donor. NCBI's taxonomy places the organism in Eukaryota, Metazoa, Chordata, Mammalia, Pholidota, Manidae. Gene Ontology annotation, biological process: glutamate metabolic process; L-arginine biosynthetic process. The coding region runs from base 137 to 1729 and encodes 530 amino acids. The record is from RefSeq and is a predicted model, not a curated record. The transcript has 7 exons.
CAAACUCCCUCCGCGGCCCCCUUCCGCGCCCCGCCCCUGACAGGCCCAACCCUGCCCCGGGGCAGGUUAAGAGCCCCCAGAGCCGGGAGCUCACAACAGACGGUCACUCGAGGGGGGGCGAGCAAGUUUGGUUGUCAUGGCGACGGCACUGUUGGCCCGGACCCUGCGGGCUGCAGCAGUGCACGGCCCGCAAGGCACUGAGGGCGUCCGGGGGCUGAGCAGCAGCGCACAGCGGCGGGCGGCCAGGGGCGCCAGCCCGGGACGCCGGCUCAGCACCGCCUGGGCGCCGGCCCAGCCCGCACGGGAGGAGGCCCAGGGUACUGAAGACGAUGCCCACUCACCUGCCACGAAGGAGCCGCCGUGGACAGAGCCCCCCGCGCCCCCGGUGCCCCCCGAUCCCCCUGGGCGAGUGGCCGGCCGCUCGCUGGUGCAGCGGGACAUCCAGGCCUUUCUGAACCAGUGCGGGGCCAGCCCCGGGGAGGCGCGCCACUGGCUCUCGCAGUUCCAGACCUGCCAUCACUUUGGAGACAAGCCCUUCGCCGUCAUCGAGGUGGACGAGGAGGUACUCAAGUGCCGGCAGUCGGUAUCCAGCCUGGCCUUUGCCCUGGCCUUCCUGCAGCGCAUGGACAUGAAGCCGCUGGUAGUGCUGGGGCUGCCCAAUCCCACGGCUCCCUCGGGCUGUCUUUCCUUUUGGGAGGCCAAGGCACAGCUUGCCCAGUGCUGUAAGGUGCUGGUGGACGAGCUGCGACACAACGCCGCCACUGCAGUGCCUUUUUUUGGCGGCGGUUCGGUGCUGGGCGCCGCUGAGCCAGCCCCUCAUGCCAGCUAUGGUGGCAUAGUCUCGGUGGAGACUGACCUGCUACAGUGGUGCCUGGAGUCGGGCAGCAUCCCCAUCCUGUGCCCCAUCGGGGAGACGACCGCGCGCCGCUCUGUGCUCCUCGACUCCCUGGAGGUGACCGCGGCGCUGGCCAAGGCGCUGCAGCCCACCAAAAUCAUCUUUCUGAAUACCACAGGUGGCCUGCGCGACAGCAGCGACAAGGUCCUGAGUAACGUGAACCUGCCUGCCGACUUGGACCUGGUGAGCAGCGCCGAGUGGGUGCGCACCAAAGAACGGCAACAGAUGCGGCUCAUCGUAGACGUGCUCAGCCGCCUGCCCCACCACUCCUCGGCUGUCAUCACUGCCGCUAGCACGCUGCUCACGGAACUCUUCAGCAACAAGGGGUCCGGGACCCUGUUCAAGAACGCCGAGCGGAUGCUGCGAGUGCGCAGCCUGGACAGCCUGGACCAGAGCCGCCUAGUGAACCUGGUCAACGUCAGCUUCGGCAAGAAGCUCCGAGGCGACUAUUUAGCUUCGCUGCGCCCACGGCUGCACUCUGUCUACGUCUCUGAGGGGUACAACGCAGCCGCCAUUCUGACCACGGAGCCCGUACUGGGGGGUACCCCAUAUCUAGACAAGUUUGUGGUGAGCUCCAGCCGCCAGGGCCAAGGCUCCGGCCAGAUGCUGUGGGAGUGCCUGCGGCGAGACCUGCAGAGGCUUUUCUGGCGCUCCCGGGUCACCAAUCCCAUCAAUCCCUGGUACUUCAAACACAGUGAUGGCAGCUUCUCCAACAAGCAGUGGAUCUUCUUCUGGUUUGGCCUGGCUGAUAUCCGGGACUCUUAUGAGCUGGUCAACCAUGCCAAGGGGCUGCCGGACUCCUUCUGCAAGCCAGCUUCUGACCCAGGCAGCUGACCCUCACCACCAGCCCUGCAGGCCCUGGGGCAGCCAGGGUGGACCAGAAGUCAUGCCUACUGGAGGUGACCCCAGGCAGCCACAGGCUGGACCAGGCUUGUUGGCUGAGUGAUCUGCAGAGGAGGAAGUCACAUUACUCUGCCCAGAGGGGGCACCCAAGUGGGGACAAGCACAGGAAGGAGAAGGGCCUGCUCAAGAUCCCCCCACUUGCUCCAAAGCCACAACCAAAUGGCCUUCAAUUUUCAGUCUAGGGAUCUGGGAUUGCGCGGAGAGGGAGGGAGAGGGGAAAGGGAAGGAGGGCUUGCAUUUGAGGGCUCUAUUCAGGGUUAACCAUAAGGGUGGGCCAGUUUCUGUGGCCUCUGUGUGAUUUUGAGGCUCCCUUGCCCAAAAUAUCACCCCUAUUUGCCUGAUAUUCCACCACUCAUUCUAAUUCCUUUGGGGCUUGCAACUUUUCAGGAGGCCUUGAUUAAAACACAAAUACUUG